CCUGCCUUCUUCCUUCCUAUUGAGACUGUGUUGAACCUUGUUACAGUGGUGCCGAAACCCGGGAAGGAAGAAGAGCAUCGCCGCCAUGCAAUCUCCGUCAGGUACGCCAUUUGCGGACAUCAUCCAGUCGCUCGCCGGUCUUCAUCAGGAACAACAUCAACACAUGCUGGCGAUCAAGGAGGAGCAGGACAAACGCUUCGAGGCGCUCCUCCGGGCCCAGCAUGAAGACCGCGAGCUAUUCCGGAGCUGGGUAGACCGGGAGGCCCGGGCCACCCCUUCGUUUAAAGACCAGACAUCUCCUCUGCCGCUCAACAAGAUGGGGCCUCAGGAUGACCCGGAGGCCUUCCUGGACCUGUUUGAAAAAUCGGCAGAGGCUCGAGGGUGGCCCCCUGCGGACUGGCCCCUGCGGCUCAUUCCCCUGCUGUCCGGGGAAGCGCAGGUGGCCGCUCACCAACUGCCAGUCCAAAACCUCCUGGCCUACCAGGACCUCAAGCGUGCCAUCCUCCAGCGGGUCGGUCGGACUCCGGAGCAACAUCGCCAGAGGUUCAGGACUCUAACCCUGGAAGAGUCUGGCCGGCCCUUCGUGAUGGCACAGCAGCUCCGGGAUUCCUGCCGCAAGUGGUUGAUGGCCGACAGUAGCGACGUCGAGGAUGUGAUCGAUCGUGUGGUACUGGAGCAGUUCAUGGCCAAGCUGCCAAGGAAGACAGCGCAGUGGGUCCAGUGCCACCGCCCGACGUCGCUGAACCAGGCCAUCCAGCUGGCGGAAGACCAAAUGGUGGCGUGUCCAGGGGUCGGCGACCCCUUACCAUCUGCUUCUCUCUCUUCUUCUCUCUCCUCCCCUCCCCUCUCUCUCCCUAAAUCUGUCCCUCUCCCCAGGUCCCGUGGGGGGCUUCCGUCGAAGCUAGCCCCGAGGUGGAGGACGAAUUACGGGGCUGAGUCACCAGCAGGUCCCAGGGCUCCUCCCAGGGGUGGGACCUCGCCCAUGGGAUCCGUUCCCCAGGCCCCGGCCUCUCCGCUCUCUCCUCGCCAAUCGCUUGACCUACUUCCUGCCGCCAGGGUGGCGGUAAAGUCUGGGCCGGCCUGUUGGCGUUGCGGGGACCCAGGGCAUUUUAUCGAUAGGUGUCCGGUGAUGGAAGUGGGGACGUUGAUCCGGGUCCCCGACGCGCCAAAGGCUGCCCUCGAUCAGGCUGGCUUAUACCAAAUACCAACAGACGCGUCGAACAGAGGGUUGGGCGCAGUCCUGUCCCAGGAGGUGGAGGGGGAAGAACGGCCGGUGCUGUACAUCAGUCGGAAGCUCUCUAAGAGAGAGACGAUGUACAGCACCAUAGAAAAAGAAUGUCUAGCGAUCAGGUGGGCUGUUCUUACCCUCCGUUAUUACCUCCUGGGGCGGGAGUUCACCCUCUGUUCGGACCACGCUCCUCUGCAGUGGCUCCACCGCAUGAAAGAUACCAACGCGCGGAUCACCCGGUGGUAUCUAGCUUUACAGCCAUUUAAAUUUCAGGUGAUCCACAGUGCUGAUUACAUAAAUGCCAUUAGAGCUCCCAAUGGCAGCGCUGGAGUGCGGCGUCAGCCAGACGUGAUGGAGGAGAGGACAGUGACCGACCUGACACAACUCUACCUCCUGCUAAGUGCCCCCAAUCCACAUUGA
This is a messenger RNA of Carassius auratus (goldfish), 1648 nucleotides long. RefSeq lists its product as uncharacterized. NCBI's taxonomy places the organism in Eukaryota, Metazoa, Chordata, Actinopteri, Cypriniformes, Cyprinidae. The coding region runs from base 86 to 1648 and encodes 520 amino acids. Gene Ontology annotation, molecular function: zinc ion binding; nucleic acid binding. The transcript has 3 exons. The record is from RefSeq and is a predicted model, not a curated record.